Emericellopsis cladophorae is the source of this 5889-nucleotide messenger RNA. RefSeq lists its product as uncharacterized. Bases 1 to 5889 code for a protein of 1962 amino acids. The transcript is spliced from 5 exons. The record is from RefSeq and is a predicted model, not a curated record. Lineage: Eukaryota; Fungi; Ascomycota; Sordariomycetes; Hypocreales; Bionectriaceae.
AUGGGGUCGAAAGCCAAGAAGGCCGGCAACAAAUACUCUCAGCCUGAACUAUCAGAUGACGAGCAACCACAACAACCUCAAGAUGGUGAACAAAUAGACGCCGAGGCAGCCCCUGCCGAGGAGGGGUCCAAGGGGCCCUUGUCCAAGAAAGACAAGAAGAAGCUCAAGAAGAAGCAGAAGAAGGCAGAGAAGGCUGCAGGACCGCAGAAUGACACACCAGCAUCGGCACCAGCACCAGCACCUGCAGAUGCCGAGGCCGAGACGGCGGCCCCAUCUGAGCCCGCACAAGAGCCGGAAGUAAAGGUCGACGCUGAAGCUGAGCCCGAGAGCAAGGCGGACGCUGAGCCCGAGAGUAAAGCGGAAGCUGAGCCUGAGGCCGCAGGCAUGGUUGAGUCCGACGGCAAAGCAGAUGCUACAGCUCAAAGUAAAGCAGAUGCCCAGCCCGAGGAGAAGCUGGAUGCCGAGUCCAAUCCUGCGGAAUCAUCCGCAGCACCUGAUCAGCCUCCUGAAACAGAGGUAGCGCCCGAAAAUGACGUUCCUGCUGUCGAGUCUGGAGAAAAGGUAGACACUGCGUCGGAACCGAAGGUCGUCGCGGAACCGGAGCAGAAGGCAGACGUCGAGCCAGAACCGACAACACAACCGGAGCCACAACCCGAGGAGGCGUCGGAAGCGACAAAAUCAUCAGAGCCUGACCCAGAGCCCACACCUGAAACCACAAAAGAGCUAGAGCAACCGACACCAACCCCGCCAGAACCGGCUUCCGACCCAGCAACUGCUGUUGCCGCCGAGGAAGAAGCGGUUGAGGCCACCUCUUCCGGCAAGAAGAAGAAAAAGAAGAAGAAGAAGGGCAAAGGAGGCGACAUAGCCCAGGAGGCUCCAGCACCCACACCGGCAGAGGACACCACCAAGGCGACAGAGGAAGCUGCCGAGAAGGAGGCCGCCGAAGCCGCCGCUAAGGAAGCUGCCGAGAAAGAAGCCGCCGAGAAGGAGGCCGCCGAAGCUGCCGCUAAGGAAGCAGCCGAGAAGGAGGCUGCAGAAAAGGAAGCUGCGGAAAAGGAAGCUGCUGAGAAGGAAGCUGCUGAGAAGGAAGCCGCUGCCGCUAAGGAGGCUGCCGAGAAAGAAGCUGCCGAGAAAGCUGCUGCCGAAGCUGCUGAGAAGGAAGCUGCUGAGAAGGAAGCCGCUGAAGCCGCCGAGAAAGAAGCUGCCGAGAAGGAAGCCGCCGAGAAGGAGGCCGCCGAGAAAGCUGCUGCCGAAGCUGCUGAGAAGGAAGCCGCUGAAGCCGCCGAGAAGGCUGCUGCCGAAGCUGCUGCUGAAGCCGCUGAGAAGGAGGCUGCCGAGAAAGCUGCUGCUGAAGCUGCUGAGAAGGAAGCCGCUGAAGCCGCCGAGAAAGAAGCUGCCGAGAAGGCUGCUGCCGAGAAAGCUGCUGCCGAAGCUGCUGCCGAGAAAGCUGCUGCCGAAGCUGCUGCUGAAGCCGCCGAGAAGGAGGCUGCCGAGAAAGCUGCUGCCGAAGCUGCUGAGAAGGAAGCCGCUGAAGCCGCCGAGAAAGCUGCUGCCGAAGCUGCUGAGAAGGAAGCCGCUGAAGCCGCCGCUGAAGCCGCCGAGAAAGCUGCUGCUGAAGCUGCUGAGAAGGAAGCCGCUGAAGCCGCCGAGAAGGAGGCCGCCGAAAAGGAAGCCGCUGAAGCUGCCGCUAAGGAAGCUGCCGAGAAGGCUGCUGCCGAGAAAGCUGCUGCUGAAGCUGCUGAGAAGGAAGCCGCUGAAGCCGCCGAGAAGGAAGCCGCUGAAGCUGCCGCUAAGGAAGCUGCCGAGAAAGCUGCUGCCGAAGCUGCUGAGAAGACUGCUGCUAAAGAAGCUGCCGAACAGGAAGCCAAAGAGGCAGGGGAGACUGCUAAAGAUGAACCUGAGGAGCCUGUGCCAACCGGCAGCAAAAAAAGCAAAAAGAACGACAAGAAGAAGGCCAAGAAACAGGCUAAGAAAGCUGCCGAGAAGGCUGUUGAAGUUUCUGAAGAACCUGCGAAGGCAGAUUCAGAGGUGGACGGGAAGGACCUCGUGAUCGCCGCGACACCAGCUGGUGCAGCUGACAUCGCAGGUGCUGCUGCGGCCUCCGAGUUGCCCGAAGAUGCUGAACGUUCUGAAUCAACCAAAGAGGCUACUGCCUCUGAUGAGCCCGUCAACACCGCCGCCCCCCCCGACGACAAAGCCCAGGAGCCUGAUUCGCCGGACAAACCAUUGAGCGACGCAGAGGUAGCCACUGCCGAGUCGAUGCCAGCAGGCGCCAACGAUUCGACGGCUGUUCCGGAUGCUGGGGUUGUUGAAGAACAUCCGGAGGACUUGGUUGAAGAGCCCAAGGAGACAACGCCUGAUGCGCCAACUGCCGAUGACCAAACUCGAGAAGCCUCGAAAGACGACAGUGGUGACGUUGACUCCUCCGGCGUGGAUGCUGCCAAAUCCGUCGAGCCCUUAGACUCCGAGGCAAAGGCGGCGACUGAGUCCGAACAGUCAGUGGACGAAGUUGCGAAGGACGAUGAUGCAGCUGUCAACGCGCAGCUCAAGGACGCGACCGUCGAUGUCGACAUAGGCGCGGAAGAGGCGCAGCCAGAGUUGUCAGGACAAACCUCUGACUCCCUUGAUGCUCCAAAUCAGGAACCGGCACCAACUACAGAGGCGAAUGUGGAAGAGCCAGUCGUAACGGAGGAAGCUACUGAUAAAGACGUGGUGGCUGUGGUAGCCGAUGAAGAGAAGGCCGCGCCUGUGGGCGUAGAGGAGGACAUCGACAACACCGAGUCUAGGCCCACUGACGCCACGGCUACAGCUGGCAAAGAUCUCGAAGACAACCUGGAUUCAGCUUUGGAGGAUCGCACUCCUAAACAAGACGAGUCUGAGUUGAGUAAUUCAGAGGCCAAGGUCGAGGAAAGCCCAAAUCAGCAGAAGCACGAGGAUCUUGACACUGUAGAGGAGACGACUGUCGACGACCAUGCUGCCGCUGACAAGCCUGAAUCAGCGGUGGACAAUCCGGAGCUAGAUACGACUGAGCCUUCUCUUGUUGGUGAUCAUAGUCGCGAGGCCGAUGCACCCAGCUCUAAAUCUCCGGAAGCGCCCGAGGCUUCUUCUGAAGCCGAUGAGCUUUUGGAUGAGGGGCCAGAAGCCACGGAGGACACAACGGAUACCACAGUUGCAACUGCAGACUCUGACAACAGAAAAGACGUCGUUGCUCAGACGACCGAAGAGCCUGUUACAACUGAAUCCGUGAGUCUCCCCAAGGCUGACAGCAUAGCAGAACCAGCAGUGGACACGCCAGACAUCGAGGAGCCUACUCAGGACAACAUGAAUACGUCAUCUAUGACAGACGGCGUUGCUGAAGACAAGGAGCAGGACGCUGCCGAGGCUCCUGAGGCAGAGUCUGAAGCACCUGUAGUGCCUACUGAGGAUACCUCUGAUUCUAAGGAAGGCCCCACAAUGGCCGCCGAGGACGAUACAGGAGCCACCAAGGCUGAGGCUGGAGAAGUUGCCGAUGAGGCUGCAGUUGCGGUAGCCGCAGCACAAGAUGACGCCGCCGCCGAAGCGUCACCUGCUGCUGGUGCUUCCGACUCAGCCAAGGCUACUGAGGCUGUCGACAUGUCUCCUGAGCUAUCUUCUGAACGGACCCCUGCACCAGAGCCAGGACAAGACGAAGACGUGGACGAUAAUGUCAAGCCCUCAGACCUGGAGACGCACGUCUCCGAGCCAAAGCACGUCGAGACUGAUAUAGAAAAGGAAGUUCAGGACUCUGAGGAGCCCCAGGCUGCUGAGCCGGCUGAACCAAUCGUUGACCAAGAGACGCCUAUGGAAGCAGUUGAGCCGAGCGCCAAAGCUGUGUCGGAUAUUGAUGCGCAGCCUGAAGUCGAGCCCCAGGAAGCCGGGGCGGACGCGGUUGAACAUGCGCAAGCGCCGGCGGAACCAGCAGCGCCAGUCGAACCCGCUGAACCAGAGGGCAUUCCCGCCACCAGCGCUGUCUCUGCAGUUGAGCCCCAACCCGAGGCGGAAGAGCGAGCAGCGCCCGCACCCGAGCCCGCACCCGAACGCGAGGCCUCCAAGGGGCCCGAGAAGGUGGAGAAGCACGACUUGGUUGGGAAGUUGAAGCCCGUGACGGACAAGGUCGUUGAGAGGACCAGGAAAGGUGAGGAAGAAGACCUUUCAUUACGUGAUGAUACCCAUUUGGAAUUCUUGCAGGAGGAUGUGGUGGUGGACAAUGUAGCUGACGCCCAGGCAAGGAGUGGUGAUGGCAUUCUGUCUCUGCGUUCUGGCGGUCUCUCUGCAAUUCGCGACGAGCAGGAUAAGCCUGGUCUGGUCGUGAGGACUUGUCGAGGGGAUACGGGGCGGGAGGCAGUGGGCGCAACUGAUUUCGGGCUCGCCACUACGGACGACUCGAGCCAGACUGUGCAAGGCGACGUGGACGACGGCAAUGCGCGAGAUGGGGGAAUCGAGCACGACACAUCCGACCUAGCGAAAGGCUAUUACCUGCAGCAGCGAGUCAAGCUUCACCUGGCAUAUCCGAGCGAGCGCAUCAAGGCGGAGUCUCCGAAGCACCUGUGGCAGAACAGCGGCCCAGACUGGCUCAUUCGAGCACGCAAACAGACGAGGAGUCUUUCAACCGCCACAGCAGACUGCCGCCUACUGCGACUGAGCCUCACCCUUCGGCACAAGAAGAAGCUGUCUGUCCGCGCAGCCGAGGAUACGCUAGCUGCUGCCGUGGUGAUCUUUGCCACUGCCGAAGUGCUCAGCCCACCCUCCAGCCCACCACUCUUGAGCAGUCCCCGGAGUGAUGGGGGCUUGCCGAACUUUGAAGUCUCCUUGAAGCAUGGUUCACCACCCAACUGCAGAGAAACCGCCGCCGCUCCCCAGUGGUCCAUAGGAUCGGAGGAUGGAGAGGAAGCUGUUUACACUGAAGAUGAAGGUCUUCCAAAGUCAGCUGCUGACUUGUAUACAGACGAUAGGCACAGAGACCCAAGCGACAGAGAGCGUGAGAAGCGUCGUAGUCGCCGCCACUCUCACCAAUCGGCACACUCUGGCAGAAGUCGCGGGGAAGAGGAGCCCAAGGAGAGCCGAAAGCGGUCGUCGCACACCUCGCAUGGCACGGCCCACCCUUCAAUAAGCUCGCAACGCAGCCAGCGCCGGCGUGCAGAGGAUCCUGAGUCUGGCACGCGCACGCCCCCACGGCGACGCGACAGUGGUUACUCUGGUGACAGUCCCGGCAGUACUGGCCGUCGGCAUCGAGAGCGUGCCGAGACGUUACCCGACGAGCAGGACGCGCGCGAAAGACGCAGGGCUGAGCGCAAAGCUAGGGAAAAGGAAGCUGAGCGACGCGAGGUCCUCCGGUCGAGAGAGGCACAGCGACGCGAGCAAGACGACACGGAGCGUCGUCGACACCGAUCUUCCCGACGACAGAGCCAUUCUAGCUAUCAAGCCAGACCCGAGCCGCCCAGGGACGUCCCCAUUGCCGAUGACGAUCAACUCCCCGAGAAAAAGUUCUUCGAUAUCAAGAACGCUGAAGGCGUCUAUGGCGACGGUACCAUCCGCCCGGGGUCACUGCGAAGUGUGUCGACGACUCGAGAAGAGGUGCACGCACCCACCACCGAGCCAUACAUCCGCCCACCACCCACCCGGGCGGAGUCGUCGAGGAGGAAUACAACGUCUCGUUCCAAGGCUGGCUCCAGUCGGCGCUCGACCGACGAGACGCGCCCAAAGUCAAGCAAGUCACGGGAGGAUUCCUACGCUGGCUCGUCGCACAAGUCGCGGGCCCCACCGGAGGACGCUGCUCGCAAGGCAAGGCACCAGGAGCGCAGGAGGGCGAAGGAGGAGGAGAAGAAACCGACCGGCAUUAAGGCCGCCUUCAAGCGGAUCUUUGCCUCGUGA